AUGUUUGUCGUUGCGAGGAUCUCUGACCCCGGUCUCAGCGCCGCACAGCGGCUCGCGUAUGCGCAAAGGUAUACUGCGCUCCGCAUCAGUGGCCUCGAACGCUCUCCCCAUGCCUUUUCCUCGACCCUAGCUACCGAAGCGCGAUUGAGCGAUCACGAGAAGCUGGCGAGGCUUCAAGAGCCGGGCAAGACCAUCUUUGUGUGCAUCAAUUCAGAGACGGACGAGUGGGUCGGACAGGUGACGCUCAUCGGUCCUCAGACUCGCGCCGAGUACGAUCGAGGUUAG
This is a messenger RNA of Moesziomyces aphidis, 285 nucleotides long. NCBI's taxonomy places the organism in Eukaryota, Fungi, Basidiomycota, Ustilaginomycetes, Ustilaginales, Ustilaginaceae. The record is from the annotation of a GenBank genome assembly.